AUGGCUAGUGAAAAAGACUUAGAAAAAGAGAUCGAAGAUGAUUUAUCUGAGAGUAUGUCUAAAGCACAAAUAGAUAAGAUGAUUAAGUUCUUACAUACACACACUGAUUAUAAAGUUAUAAAGGGUCAUGAACUUAGACAUAGUACCCCUAAGGUUAAAUUUGAGAGUGAACCACCCCCAAGGCCCCCUCCCCCUCCACCGAUUAGAAAGUCUAGUUUUUUACAUACUAGUGGUGUCAGGGGAAAGUCAUUUUUUGGCGAUGUGUCGACUAGUUAUAGUGCUUUUCAGAGGCCCAAGUUUCCUAUUUUUUCGGGAGAAGCUAAGAGUGAAGCGACAUUUGAUGUUUGGAUGUUUGAGGUGAAAUGCGUUUUACGAGAGGGAAAUUUUUCUGACCCUGUCAUAUUACAGUCUGUUAGGGGUUCAUUGAAGGGUAAAGCUCGGAGUUUGUUGUUGUCAUUACCUGAGGAUGCUUCUCCUCAGCAGAUACUUGAAAAGUUAGAGGGUGUGUAUGGUAAUGUUUAUACCAGUGAGGCUUUACUUGAGAAGUUUUAUAAGGAGACUCAACAACCUUCUCAAUCAGUAGCUGAUUUUGGUAUGACUUUAGAGUCAAUAAUUCAGCCUGCUGUUGAGAAAGGUGAUAUUAGUUUCGAUACUAAGAAUGAGAUGCUCCGAUCUAAGUUUUGGUCAGGAAUAAGAGACCCACUUCUUAAAAAUUCAAGUAGGUAUAAAUUUGAUACAGUUAAGGAUUUUGAUCAGCUUAGGAAGGAAAUCAGAGCUAUAGAGCUUGAAUUGGCAAAUUCUGAAAAAGCUGUUAGCACUGUGCAACAUCAGCCUAUUUCUACCGACUCGGUCAAGCUUGACGAUAUAUUGAAAAAAAUUGACCGUAUGGGUAAGAGAUUAGAAACUUUAGAAAACAAAACACCAAAAGAGACAAAUAAGGUAACAGAUAAUCAUGGUCAGUCUAACCCGGGAUAUUCCACUGGUUCUGGACGUGGAAAUUAUUCGCAGAGUUAUGGUCGAGGUCGAGGAUAUCAGAAUCAGAGAGGUCGCGGUGGUAAUAGGAAUACUUACAAUAAUCAGUCUGGAAAUUCACGACAAAAUGCUAAUGGCGAUUUAAACGAAUAG
Messenger RNA from Mytilus trossulus (common blue mussel), 1125 nucleotides. Its product is annotated as paraneoplastic antigen-like protein 5. The record is from RefSeq and is a predicted model, not a curated record. Lineage: Eukaryota; Metazoa; Mollusca; Bivalvia; Mytilida; Mytilidae. The transcript has a single exon. Bases 1 to 1125 code for a protein of 374 amino acids.